Spea bombifrons (plains spadefoot toad) is the source of this 2122-nucleotide messenger RNA. It is a transcript of the gene CERS6, whose product is annotated as ceramide synthase 6. NCBI's taxonomy places the organism in Eukaryota, Metazoa, Chordata, Amphibia, Anura, Pelobatidae. The transcript is spliced from 12 exons. The coding region runs from base 106 to 1290 and encodes 394 amino acids. Gene Ontology annotation, biological process: ceramide biosynthetic process. Gene Ontology annotation, cellular component: membrane. The record is from RefSeq and is a predicted model, not a curated record. Gene Ontology annotation, molecular function: sphingosine N-acyltransferase activity; DNA binding.
ACUAAUCAUCCUGAAAGCAGCAUCCUUACCCCACAGCUGCCAGCAGCAGCACAGCCCCAGGUUGCCCCCAGAGAAAAACCCACAUCUAGAAACUAAGUAGCCAAGAUGGCAGGUAUCCUAGUCUGGUUUUGGAAUGAGAGAUUUUGGUUGCCACACAAUGUAACCUGGGCGGAUCUGAAGAACACAGAGGAAGCUACUUUCCCCCAAGCUGAGGAUCUGUACCUAACCAUCCCCCUGGCUUUCUGUAUCUUCAUGAUCCGGCUUUUAUUUGAGAGGUUUAUAGCAAAACCUUGUGCUUUGGCUCUGAAAAUUCAAGCCAGUGGACCACAGAAAGCCCAGCAUAAUGCUAUUUUGGAAAAAGUCUUCACUGCAAUCACAAAGCAUCCUGAUGAGAAGAGAUUGGAAGGACUUUCAAAGCAAUUGGACUGGGACGUACGGAGUAUCCAGCGCUGGUUUCGACAAAGGAGGAACCAAGAAAAGCCAAGCACCUUAACUCGGUUUUGUGAAAGCAUGUGGAAGUUUACAUUUAACCUCUAUAUGUUUACAUAUGGAGUCCGGUACCUACAAACGACACCAUGGCUUUGGAAUACAAGAAAUUGCUGGUACAAUUAUCCAUAUCAGCAACUAACGCCAGACCUGCAUUAUUACUACAUCGCAGAGCUCUCCUUCUAUUGGUCCUUGGUAUUUUCUCAGUUCACAGACAUCAAACGGAAGGACUUUGGAAUCAUGUUUCUCCACCAUCUUGCAACCAUAUCCUUAAUCACCUUUUCCUAUGUAAAUAAUAUGGUACGAGUAGGUACUUUGGUGAUGUGCCUUCAUGAUGUAGCAGAUGUUCUGUUAGAGGCAGCCAAAAUGGCAAAUUAUUCCAAGUGUCAGAAAUUGUGUGACCUUCUGUUUGUCAUAUUUGCUUUUGUCUUCAUAAUUGCAAGACUUGGCAUAUUUCCUUUAUGGAUACUAAACACAACAAUGUUUGAAAGCUGGGAAAUCGUUGGCCCAUACCCAUCCUGGUGGGUCUUUAACCUGCUGCUCUUACUGCUGCAGACGCUACAUUUAUUUUGGUCAUACCUAAUAAUCAAGAUUGCCUGCAAAGCUAUUUCAAGAGGCAAGACUGCUAAAUGGAAUCCUUUGCAUGUAUCAAAGGAUGACCAAAGUGAUAUUGAGUCAAGUUCGGAUGAGGAAGAUACAGUACUUCGUACAAAAAGUGCACAGAAAAUUAGUACCAAUGGAAGCAGUAAUGCAAAUGGCUUGAACGGCUAUCUCAUUGGGGCAUCUUAUUCCGAGGAACAUUAGUUCUGAAACCAAAGUGAUCAAUAAACUGUUAACUGCUACUGGAAACAUUAAGUACCUUGUGAAUUAAGUUUCUUCAUAUAUCUCUGCACCAGAAAUCAGUAUCAGAAUAUCAAAGAAUUUGAACCGUGCACUGCCAUUAUUCUAGUUAUUAUUGUGAAUGAGGAAAGAAUAACGAUCAAUAUGUGUGGGCAUGCAUUUAUGUUUCUAUAUAAUUAAUUCAAUAGAAUCAGUAUUUUCAUCGGUUUGACCGGUUUUUUGGAGUUUUUACAUUUGUUUAGAAUUAUUUGGGAUAGGAAAUAUCAUUUCUUUUCACUUUUUUUUCUGUUUGUUGUGACAAGGAUUAUGUUCUGUGUUCUUUCCUUUACAUUCCAUGGGUGAUUGUGUAGUUAUUUUGUCUGCUUACCAUGUUAAUACAUUUCAAGUGUUCAGGUAUAAACUGCCAUACACCAAAAUUUCCACAUUUUUAAAAAGGAGAUGAUUUUCGUACAAAAAAAUCUACUUUUCUUGUUGUCGAAGUCAUACCAUGCUACAGCAUUCAGUACAUUUCUAUUGAGAAUAUAUCCAAAUCAGAUGCUAUUACAUAGUCUAAUAAUUCUUAGUGCAGUUCAUCAUAGGGACUUACUGCUUACAAAAGCAAAUUGUUUUCAGUGUUCUUUCCAGUACACACAUGGGUAUAUAAAACAUAUGAUGUCAUCAUGGAUUAUAGCAAUAAUGUUUUGUAUUAUAUUGCAUCAAUAUUGUUAAGCUCAGGGGGCAUAACAAUGGCAUUUCGUUAUACCCCUUACCAAUAUGUACAGGAGCAGCAAAUAAAGCUAUGUUCUCCUUAAGGUCA